Molecule: messenger RNA, 1390 nt
Organism: Neogale vison (American mink)
Lineage: Eukaryota; Metazoa; Chordata; Mammalia; Carnivora; Mustelidae
Product: asialoglycoprotein receptor 2-like
Molecular function (GO): signaling receptor activity
Source: RefSeq, a predicted model, not a curated record
GCCAGGACACACGGGCUCAGGGAUCUCACGGGGACAGCCCCUCCUGGUGCCACCUGCUCCACUUCUUGCCCUAGCCCCUCCUCGCCCCGGGGCCCAGGCCACCCGAGGGACCCAGGAGUCAGUCCUCCGCACCUCUUACAGCCCAGGUGGUGGCCUCGGCCUGCUCACCUCCAGCCCCAUCAUUGGCCUCUCCCUGAAGCAGCCUUUUAGAACAGGCCUCAGCCCUGAGCUCAGACCCUGCAACAAGAGAGCCUCAGUCCGACCCAGCUCCAGCCCCGGGCUUGGCAUGGCCAUCCGGCAGCCGGACACCGAGGACAAUGACCAGCAGCUGCCUGGAGGGGAGGGCCCGGGCCUGCGUGCGCACAACCCCAGGAGAGGAGACGAGUUCUACGUAGGGAGGCCUCGGAGUCCCGCCCUUCUGCAGCGUGUCUGCUCCACGUUCCGACUCAGUCUGCUCAUCCUCGGGUUCAACAUCCUGCUGCUGGUGGCCGUCUGUGUGAUUGGGUCCCAAAGAGCACAGUUGCAAGAGGAGCUGCGGGUCCUAAAAGAAAACUUCACCCACUUCUCCAACGGGGUCCUGUCGGAGAUCAGCACCCUCCUCUUCCAUGGGGGCAGCGCCGGUCAGCAGCUGACCUCUCUGGAGGCCAAGCUGGAGAAGCAGCAGAAGGAUCUGAAAGCAGAUCACGCUGCCCUGAUGCUGCACGUGAAGCACUUCCCGGUGGACCUCCGCAUCCUUACCUGUCAGAUGGCCUUCGUGCGCAGCAACGGCACACAGUGCUGCCCCAUCAACUGGCUGGAGUAUGAGGGCAGCUGCUACUGGUUCUCCCGCUCGGGGAAGACGUGGGCGGAUGCGGACCGGUACUGCCGGCUGGAGAGCGCGCACCUGGUGGUCAUCAACUCCCGGGAGGAGCAGAAGUUCAUUAUGCAACACACGAACCCCUUCGAUGCCUGGAUAGGUCUCACGGACAGCGACGGCUCCUGGAAAUGGGUGGACGGCACCGACUAUGAGCAGAGCUACAAGAACUGGGCGGCCACUCAGCCCGAUGACUGGCAGGGGCACGAGGUGGGUGGAGGCGAAGACUGCGCGGAACUCCGGGCCAACGGCCGCUGGAACGACAAUUUCUGCAAGCAGUUCAGUAUAUAUACAGAACGGAUCUGUAUCCAUUCUGGCUGGCUCGAAGUCGUCUACCCAGGAUCUGAGCUGCUCCUCUUUCCUGGAGAAAACCUGUGUUUCAGAGCACUUGGGGUCCUGCCGCCCAGGGAGUCUGCACAGCCAGUGAGAGAAGCUCCCUUGAAAGCCAUUGCUGGUGGACGGGCCGGAGGACGCGAUGCGAUUACAGACCACACGCCCACGUCCCUCGCAUUCACACCGAACGGAUUUCCCGCCUAA